AUAAGCAUAUUGAAAUUAAAGAACACCAAAAAGCUAUAGAAAAAUAUACAAGACGUCAACCUGAUCUUCUAGAUAUAAUGAGUAGUUUUACAAUACAAACUGGAGUUAAUAAAUUAGAUAUUAUUGCUAAAAUGUAUUAUGUUUAUUUAUGUGCAAAAAAGCAUAUUGCAAUUGAAGUAUUUUUUGAUUUAAUUGAAUUAACCAAUUUACAAUUUCAAAAUAAAUUAGAAUUAAUAUAUAACAAAUCUCCAAUUAUAGUUUCACAUCCUAUUUUUGGUCCAAAAAGAGUUUUUUUAGAUACUAUAUCUGAACCAAUUUUAAAUAACCAAGUAUCUAAUUAUGCUAUAUAUAACAAUUCAAAAGCCGGAGCUGAUUUUUUACAUGCUAUUGCUAUGGUAAUUGAAGAUAUUUUAGCUGAACAUGUAGUAGAAAAUAUACCAGUUCUUCAAUAUUUGGAAUUAAUUGAACUAGGUGAAACAAAUGCAGAAGCUAUUACAAAUAAUUUAAAAAAUUUUUUUAUUGCUAAAAUGCUUAAUACACAAAAAUUAAUACAUUUUGGCAGUGAUGGUGCUA
Messenger RNA from Racocetra persica, 573 nucleotides. The record is from the annotation of a GenBank genome assembly. Lineage: Eukaryota; Fungi; Glomeromycota; Glomeromycetes; Diversisporales; Gigasporaceae.